Exophiala bonariae is the source of this 1869-nucleotide messenger RNA. RefSeq lists its product as uncharacterized. The coding region runs from base 1 to 1869 and encodes 622 amino acids. Gene Ontology annotation, biological process: proton transmembrane transport. Gene Ontology annotation, molecular function: antiporter activity. The transcript is spliced from 2 exons. NCBI's taxonomy places the organism in Eukaryota, Fungi, Ascomycota, Eurotiomycetes, Chaetothyriales, Herpotrichiellaceae. The record is from RefSeq and is a predicted model, not a curated record. Gene Ontology annotation, cellular component: membrane.
AUGCUCAUUAUUGGCGUGCAUGCAAUCUUCGGAGCCUUUCUUAUUGGAAUCAUUUGUCCCCAUGGUAUUUUUGCUAUUAAACUUCAAGAGAAGAUCGAAGACCUUGUCUCAGUCUUAUUGUUGCCCCUGUAUUUUGCUCUGUCUGGCCUAAACACAAAUCUAGGCCUUCUGGAUAGUGGAGUUGUCUGGGGCUAUGUGAUCGGUGUAUGCGCUAUCGCGCUGAUUGGGAAAAUCGUAGGAGGAACUGUUGCGGCUCGAUUGAAUGGGCUUGUGUGGCGCGAAUCGCUCGCCAUCGGCUGCUUAAUGUCGUGUAAAGGGUUAGUCGAGUUGAUUGUUUUGAACAUCGGCUUCCAGGCACGCAUUCUUAGUCAACGAACGUUUACGAUUUUUGUCGUGAUGGCCCUCAUCACUACGUUCACAACGACACCGCUUGUCCUUUGGAUAUACCCACCAUGGUAUCGAACUAAACUUCAACUUUGGAGAGACGGGAAGCUUGACUGGAGCGGAGACAGUACUAAUCAAAGCGAGGAACCAGUGAGGCAAAGAAACCCAACCACCACCCCGGGUGGCGAUAUUGCUCAAAAGGUGCUGUUUUAUCUUCGUCUAGACAGUCUCUCAUCGAUCUUUACCUUGACUAGUCUGUUAGCUCGCAAAGACCAUGCUAGCUCGUCACCCGAAAUAGUCGCCUUUCCAUUACUCACGAAGGAGAGAUCACACACUGGCACGGCGGAUCAAGAGCACAUGAGCAAAGAUAAAACGGCAUUUUCAAGACAUCGACCACUAGAGAUCUGCGGGUUACGUCUCAUGGAGCUCAGUGAGCGAGACUCCUCUGUCAUGAAAGUUUGCGAGAGUGGGGAGUUUGCUGCUCGAGACCCCGUCAUCAAAGCCUUUACCACCUUCGGACAUUCUCAGGAUACUGGUGUUGCUAUCAAUGGUCAACUCUCAGUGGUUCCGUUGCAUACCUUCAGCGACGAGAUCAUUGCACAUGCCCAAAAUUCUGGGUCCGAAUUUAUCUUCCUCCCCUGGUCUGAGACAGGCACAAUGGACGAGUAUACCCAGCCAUUGGAUUCUGUCAUUCCAGCUCCCUCAGCAAAUACCCAAUUCAGCGACCUUGCUAAGGAUGUUUUCUACAAAGCGAGUCGAAUUUGUAAUGUUGGUGUUUUGCUCAAUUGGAAUGUUUCGUCUCCAAGUCACCGUCCUGGGAUUCACAACCACACUAUGAUUGCGCCAAAUCCUGGCGAGUUUGGAACUCAGCAAAGCGACCGAAAUUCACGCCCAGGUUCGCCCAGUCGUGGGAAGUAUCGCAUUAUUGUUCCUUUCAUGGGAACCAAGGACGGAAUUUGCGCGGUGAGACUCGGAUUUCAACUUGCUGAGAAUCACUUCGUCGAGUUGGAAGUCUUGGACCUUCGUUCUCACGGCAAGGUGCAACUUGUAGACUCGAAUUCCACAGUAAACGCUGAAUUUGAAGCUAUCAAGGCUAACAUUCACUCGAGCCUGGCGGACAGAGUCUCAUUUGUCGAGGACUCCAAGUCUCUUUUAUCCUUGGACAAUAAUGUCAUAAGCAGGCUACAUCCACGAUGCCCGUGGGAGAUAAUUGCCAUAGUCGGGCGGGAUCUAACAUCUCAUGGUUCCACUGGUGACCUGUCAGCGGCCGAAGCAAACCUCAAGAAUGAGCCAGGGGUUUUGGGGUGGCUCGCCACUAAGCUGCUUGCACAUGUGAUUGAGGAUCAUUCCUCAACCGCUUUGUUAGUAGUACAGGCUACAGGAGAGCCUGACCAUGAUGAUCCCAAGGCCAGGAGGAAAAGCGCGUCUGCCCACUUUGGAGAAGCUAUUACGGAAGCAGGUCAUCGUCUUAGUUGGGUCCGAUGA